AUGCAGCAAGAAACAGUAGUUCUGAUUGUAGGGGCAGGGCCUGCUGGUUUAGCAACUUCUGCAUGUCUAAACCUCCAAAAUAUACCCAACAUUGUUCUGGAGAAGGAAAAUUGCUGUGCUUCCCUCUGGAAGAAAAGGUCUUACGAUAGGCUAAAGCUUCAUUUAGCAAAGCAAUUUUGUGAACUUCCUCACAUGCCAUUCCCACAAAAUGCACCCACAUUUGUGUCCAAAACUGGUUUUAUCCAAUACUUGGACAACUAUGUUUCCCAUUUUAAUGUUAAUCCACUUUAUCAUAGGACAGUUGAGUCAGCAGCAUUUGAUGUAAGAGAAGGAAAAUGGCUGGUCAUUGUAAGAAAUACACUUUUUAACAUGGAAGAAAAAUACGAGGGGAAGUAUAUUGUCGUCGCAACUGGUGAGAAUAGUGAGGGUUAUAUUCCUAAUGUCCCGGGGUUGGAUAGCUUUCAUGGGGAGGUAAUGCAUUCUAGCCAUUAUGAAAAUGGCAAGAGAUUUGACGACAAAAAUGUCUUGGUUGUUGGUUGUGGAAAUUCUGGUAUGGAAAUUGCAUAUGAUUUGUCGAACUGGGGAGCUCAAACAAGUAUUGUCGUACACAAUCCUGUUCAUGUUCUUACCAAGAGGAUCGUGCAACUAGGGAUGGUUUUAUUGAAAUUUCUCCCUUGUGACAUGGUGGACAAUAUCGUAUUGACCUUGAGCAAGUUAAAACAUGGAAAUCUUUCUGAUUGUGGCCUUCAAAGGCCAAGCAAGGGACCAUUCUAUCUCAAAAGGAUAACUGGUCGAUCUCCUGUUAUUGAUGUUGGAACAGUGCGCAAAAUCAAGGCACGAGAAAUUAAGGUUUUUCCAUCCAUCAAUAAGAUCGAUGGAGAUUAUAUACAAUUUGCUAAUGGUGGAACAAAAAGCUUUGAUGCCAUUGUUUUUGCUACUGGCUACAGAAGCACAGUGAGAAAGUGGCUCAAGGAAGAUGGGGGAUUAUUUAAUGAAGAAGGAAUGCCCAAAAAUAGAGUCCCAAGUCACUGGAAAGGAGAAAAUGGGCUUUACUGUGCUGGAUUUUCAAGGGGUGGAUUAUUUGGAAUUUCUAAUGAUGCCAAGUCUAUAUCUCAAGAUAUUUGUAUGGUUUUGGGGCAACAAAAAUGA
Molecule: messenger RNA, 1149 nt
Organism: Fraxinus pennsylvanica
Lineage: Eukaryota; Viridiplantae; Streptophyta; Magnoliopsida; Lamiales; Oleaceae
Source: the annotation of a GenBank genome assembly